This is a messenger RNA of Trifolium pratense (red clover), 4521 nucleotides long. RefSeq names its product DNA repair protein RAD50. The transcript has 27 exons. Gene Ontology annotation, cellular component: nucleus; Mre11 complex; condensed nuclear chromosome. Gene Ontology annotation, biological process: telomere maintenance via telomerase; telomere maintenance via recombination; chromosome organization involved in meiotic cell cycle. Bases 159 to 4109 code for a protein of 1316 amino acids. NCBI's taxonomy places the organism in Eukaryota, Viridiplantae, Streptophyta, Magnoliopsida, Fabales, Fabaceae. The record is from RefSeq and is a predicted model, not a curated record. Gene Ontology annotation, molecular function: G-quadruplex DNA binding; double-stranded telomeric DNA binding; ATP hydrolysis activity.
GCCCAUCCCAAAAUGAUUUUUAAUUAUGAAUAAGAGCGGGUAGCAGCAGAAUAUAGAAGCACGAGUAGAGUACUGAGCACGAGUUGAAGAAGCACUGUGAAAUACAAUACAACAAAUGAAUAGUAUCUGAAAAGAGAAAACGAAGAAGAAAAGCAACGAUGAGUACGGUCGAUAAGAUGCUGAUCAAAGGCAUCCGUAGUUUCGACCCUGAGAACAAAAACGUCAUCACCUUCUUCAAACCCUUAACCCUAAUCGUCGGUCCCAACGGUGCCGGAAAAACUACUAUCAUAGAAUGCUUGAAGCUUUCAUGCACUGGUGAAUUGCCACCAAAUGCUAGGUCUGGCCACAGCUUCAUUCAUGAUCCUAAGGUUUCCGGUGAAACGGAAACCAAGGGACAGAUUAAGCUCCGGUUUAAAACCGCCGCCGGUAGAGACGUGGUUUGCAUAAGGUCGUUUCAACUCACUCAAAAAGCAUCUAAGAUGGAAUACAAAGCAAUUGAAAGUGUGCUUCAAACUAUUAAUCCUCAUUCGGGCGAGAAAGUUUGCCUUAGCUAUAGAUGUGCUGACAUGGAUAGAGAGAUUCCUGCACUGAUGGGUGUUUCAAAGGCCAUUUUGGAAAAUGUUAUAUUCGUUCAUCAAGAUGAAGCUAAUUGGCCGCUUCAGGAUCCUUCCACGUUGAAAAAGAAGUUUGAUGAUAUCUUUUCGGCAACUCGAUACACAAAGGCACUGGAGGUUAUAAAGAAACUUCACAAGGAUCAAGCUCAAGAGAUAAAGACUUACAAGCUGAAACUGGAAAACCUUCAAACUUUGAAAGACGCGGCUUAUACGCUUCGGGAAAGCAUAACACAUGAUCAAAAGAAAACAGAAUCUCUAAAAGAUCAGAUACAGCAGUUGGGUGGAAGCAUUAAAGAUUUGGACACUAAAAUUGAUCAUGCGGAAAAAACAUUGAAACACUUGCGGAAUCUAAAGGAGCAAAUAAAUGCUAAAACUACAGAACGAAGCACUCUUUUUAAGGAACAACAGGAUAAACAUUCCGCUCUUGAUGAGGAGUAUGAAGAAUCUGAUGAAGAGUUGAUGGAAAUGAAGACCAACUUUGAUGAAAAGAUUGCAAUUGCUAGAACACAAAUAAACAAAUUGGAAAGAGAGAAGAAAGACAUUAGCACAAAAAGUGAUUGCCUUAAGAACACAGUCAAUGAGUCCAUCUGGGAGAUCAGCAAGCUACAAACUGAAGCAGAAGCUCACAUGUCUUUGAAGAAGGAACGAGAUACUUGCAUUCAAAAUAUUUUUGCCAGGUAUAACUUAGGUUCUCUUCCGAAGCCACCCUUCAGUGCUGAAGAUGCUUUGAACCUCACCAAUCGUGUAAAAUCAAGGUUGGGGGAUCUUGAGAAGGAUCUUGACGAUAAAAAGAAAGCAAAUAACACUGAACUCCAGAUGGCAUGGGAUUGCUACUUGAGUGCAAAUGAAAGUUGGCAAAAUACUGAGGCUAAAAUACAAACUAAGAGAGAGAUCAAGGUUGAUAUUAUAAAGCGCAUUGAAGAGAAGAAAAAUAAGCUUGAUUCAUUUGAACAUCAAAUAUCUAAUAUAAAUUUUUCUCAGUUAGAUGAGAGAGAAAGAGACUUGCAAAUUCGGCUGGAGAGGAUGAUCAAGCAACACGAGGAAAGCAAAUUUGAACAAAAGAAAAGUCAAAAUGAAAUUGAAGUCCAUAAUGUGGAGCAAAAGAUUAAAGCUGUCAAUCGAGAGUUGGUUACCAUGGCUAGUGAUUCAUCGGACAGAGAGAAACUAUCUGUUUUGAAGGGAGGCUUGGAGAAGAAGAAGAAGCAACAUAAAAAGAUAAUUGAUGACCAAAAAGAUAAAAUAAGAAGGGUGCUAAAAGGGAGGAUUCCUAGCGAUAAGGACUUGAAGAAGGAAAUAACACAAUCAUCAAGGGCUGUUGUAGCUGAAUAUGAUGAGCUGAAUGCUAAGUAUCGGGAACUUGACAAGGAAGUAAAUGUUUUGCAGAUGAAAAUACAAGAAGUAGACAAUAGUCUUUCUAAACACCACAAGGAUAUGGAAUCAAGAAAGAGAUUUAUUGAAUCCAAGCUUCAGUCUUUGGAUCAGCAUUGUUCCGGAAUUGAUUCUUAUCUCAAAGCUUUAGAGUCUGCCAAGGAGAAGAGAGAUGUACAGAAAAGCAAAUAUAACAUUGCCGAUGGUAUGCGACAAAUGUUUGAUCCUUUCGAAAGGGUUGCCAGAGCCCAUCAUUUUUGCCCUUGCUGUGAGCGUUCUUUCUCGGUAGAAGAAGAAGACAGUUUUGUCAAGAAGCAAAGAGUGAAGGCUGCUAGUUCAGCUGAACAUAUGAAAGCUCUCGCUGUGGAGUCCUCCAGUGCAGACUCUGAUUAUCAGCAGUUGGACAAGCUUCGUAUGUGGUACGAAGAAUAUGUUAAACUUGGCAAGGAGACAAUCCCUAAUGCUGAAAAGGAACUCCAGCAAGGGAAGGAGGAGCUGGAUCACAAAUCCCAGGCACUUGAUGAUCUUUUAGGUAUUUUAGCUCAAGUAAAGACCGAGAAGGAUUUGGUUGACAUAGUGGUGCAGCAUGUUGAAAAUGCUGAUCGACUUUUCCAAGAAAUUCAAACUUUGCAGUCAGAUGUUGAGGAUUUAGAAAGUAGGCUUGAUUGUGGAGGACUAGGUGUAAGGACUCUAGAAGAAAUUCAAUCUGAGCUCACUGCAUUGCAGGGAACAAAGGACAAUUUGCAUACCGAGAUGAGGAAAAUGAUGGAUGACGACAGCUAUAUGAAGAAGGAUAUAUUAAAUUUCACGAACCGGUUGAACCAUGCAACGAAUGAUAAAAAUAAAGCAGCUACCAAAUUGCAAGAAGUUAAAAGAUUAGAAGAAGAUUUGGAACACUUAACUGAAGAAAUGACCCAAGUUGAUCUUGAUGAGAAGAGUCUGCUAGAAGCUGUUGGACCUUUAUGCAAGCGCAAGGAUAAAUUAGUUGCUGAUUAUGAUGAACUAAAAAGUAGACUUGACAACGAGCAUGAGAAUUUGGUUGGUAAAAUGAGAAUUUAUCAGCAAGAAGCCGAAUAUGUUUUUAGAAUGACUUCUAAGAUCAAAGAGUACUCUGAAUUAAUGAAAGGAGACAGGUUGAAGGAGCUGCAGGAAAAGAAAUCUCUGUCAGAAUCUCAACUGCAAAGUUGUGAAACCAGGAUGCAGAAAAUUAUAGAAGAACUAGACAAAAAGAAAGAAUUGAUGAGAAAUGCUGAUCCGCUUAGAAGAAUAAUUGAAGACAACAUAAAUUACAGAAAAACAAAGGCUCAAGUUGAUAAGCUAUUACAUGAAAUUGAAACACUUGAAGAAAGUAUGUUGAAGGUUGGUGUAUUUGACACAAUUGAAAAGGAACUCCAGAAAUUAUCCAAGGAGAGGGAGAGGCUUCUUGAGGAGUCAAACAGGUGCAAAGGAACAAUGGAUGUUUACCAGAGCAAUAUUUCCAAAAAUAAGAUUGAUCUUAAGCAGGCCCAAUACAAAGACAUAGAUAAGCGAUACUUUGACCAGCUUAUCCAGCUUAAGACAACUGAAAUGGCAAACAAGGACUUGGACAGAUACUACAAUGCACUUGACAAAGCACUGAUGCGUUUCCACACCAUGAAAAUGGAAGAAAUCAACAAAAUUAUAAGGGAGUUGUGGCAACAGACUUAUAGAGGACAAGAUAUUGACUGCAUUAGUAUUCAUUCUGAUUCUGAAGGUGGUGGCACCCGUUCCUACAGUUAUAAGGUUCUCAUGCAGACUGGUGAUGCUGAAUUGGAAAUGAGAGGAAGAUGUAGUGCAGGUCAGAAGGUACUGGCAUCUCUUAUCAUACGGUUGGCUUUAGCUGAAACGUUUUGCCUCAAUUGUGGAAUUCUUGCAUUGGAUGAACCAACAACAAAUUUGGAUGGACCAAAUGCUGAAAGUCUGGCUGCUGCUAUCCUAAGGAUCAUGGAGGACAGGAAAGGCCAGGAAAAUUUUCAGCUGAUUGUAAUUACUCAUGAUGAGCGUUUUGCUCAACUGAUUGGUCAGCGCCAGCAUGCAGAGAGAUAUUAUCGAGUCGCAAAAGAUGAUCAUCAGCACAGUAUAAUCGAAUCACAGGAGAUAUUUGACUGAAGCAUGAAUUUUAUUUAGUUACUCUUUUGAAGUGACUUGUUGGAGGAUUGACAUAUCUGUAAAACCAGCGCAGACUCCGAAGAUUAGAUGUUCCAGUUAAUUAAAAGAUCGACACUUGUUGUAGAUUUCCAUUUGUACGCUAAUUUCUGACUGUAAGCUUGUUUAUGUUUUGGCUUUUCAUCCUGUGGCCAAAUUGAAGUUUUAAAAUUAGAACUGUGUAAAAAGUAAAAACCAACAGGAGAAUAUGCAGAAGAGAGAUUUUACUGGCCACUUUAUUUUCAUGCCAUCAGUACGAUGAGAGUUGAGAAUAUCAAGUUUGUUAACCCCAUAGUUGAGAUGAAAAGUCUAUCUCUUCACCCUUGGAUCUGAUGUGUUUUUAUGUAAUUGCUUUAUUGGUCUCAUUGAUUCCUAA